AUGAAGAAUUAUUUGAUAGGAGCUGUGAUUUUGGCACUUGUUGCGAUUCUUAUAGUUGUUUUGAUUCAGCCUUUGCCAAAAAAGUCUGUAGAGUCUAAAAAUUCUCACAAUUCUCAGCUUCAUAUGGAAAAACCAAGUGAUGUUCAUCUCCCACCCCUGGACAUAAAUGAAGAUCUUAAUUCCUAUUGGCUGAACCAUGGCAAAUCAUUUCUUCGAGCUAAACUAGCACGCGAACCAAAUACAAAACGGGCCAAAAAUGCUAUCGUCUUUAUGGGCAACGGCAUGGGACUAUCAACAAUUGCUGCCACUCGAUCUUACAUUGGAGGUAUAGAAAAACAGCUGUCUUUUGAAAAGUUCCCCUACACUGGGCUUUCGAAAACUUAUAGUGUCGAUAGAAUAGUUACCGAUUCAGCUACUGCUGCUACAGCAUACUUGUGUGGUAUUAAGUCCACUACCGGUACAAUUGGUAUGAAUGCUGAAACAAGGCGCGGCGAUUGUUUGGAUACAAAAAACUCAACAAAAUAUGUUGAAUCAAUCGGUAAAUGGGCUUUGGAUGCAGGGAAGUCAAUUGGAUUCAUAACAACCACUACAGUUACUCAUGCUUCUCCAGGUGGAUUAUAUGCCCACACUACUGAACGAAACUGGGAAAGUGAAAAAUCUGUUGAAGAAAGUUGUGGAAAGGACUCUGGAGUCGAGUCCAUAGCUGCACAAUUAAUUCAUGGUGAAGUUGGCAAGCGUUUAAAGGUUAUGAUGGGUGGAGGUAAAGUAAACUUUGUUAGAGACGAGAAAACCAAUCUCAUUGAUGACUACAAAGCACAAUCUCAGAAGAAUGGAUUUGUUGAAACACGCAGUGAACUAAUUUCACUAGAUCUUAAUUCCGUGGAUAGACUUUUGGGAGUCUUUAGUGACGGUCAUAUGGAUUAUAAUUUAGAGAGAAUAGAUGAAGGUCUUAAUCAGCCUUCACUUGAAGAAAUGACAAGAAAAGCUAUUGAAUUUAUGAACAACGACGAAAAUGGUUAUUUCUUGUUCAUUGAGGGUGGACGCAUUGAUACGGCACAUCAUAAUAAUGAAGCGAAAUUAUCACUAGACGAGACUGAGCAGUUUUCUAAAGCUAUCCAGGCUGCACGUGAAAUUACUAGGGAAGACGAUACUUUGAUUAUUGUGUCGGCAGAUCAUUCGCAUACUCUGUCUUUUGCAGGAUAUAUGGACCGAAGCCAAAUAAUCACAGAGGAGGUAAAAAAUGCCGAUGACGGUAUUCCAUACAUGGCAUUAAGCUACGCAACUGGACCAGGUUUCAAGUCGUAUUAUAAUAAGAUCACAAAACAACGAAUUGGUCCAUCUUCAACUAAUAAAAACAAUAUUCAUGCCAAAUGGCCAGCGACAGUACCACAAUCAAGUGGUGGCCAUGGCGGUGAGGAUGUUGCAGUUUAUGCUUCCGGUCCAUGGGCGCAUUUAUUUACUGGAGUUUAUGAGCAGAAUACAAUUCCUCACAUGUUAGCAUAUGCUUUAUGUAUAGGGAAUGGAUUAAAAUAUUGUGAUGAAUAA
Episyrphus balteatus (marmalade hoverfly) is the source of this 1545-nucleotide messenger RNA. RefSeq names its product alkaline phosphatase, tissue-nonspecific isozyme-like. Bases 1 to 1545 code for a protein of 514 amino acids. Gene Ontology annotation, molecular function: alkaline phosphatase activity. The transcript has 2 exons. The record is from RefSeq and is a predicted model, not a curated record. NCBI's taxonomy places the organism in Eukaryota, Metazoa, Arthropoda, Insecta, Diptera, Syrphidae. Gene Ontology annotation, biological process: dephosphorylation.